Exaiptasia diaphana is the source of this 2550-nucleotide messenger RNA. Its product is annotated as arginine kinase. The record is from RefSeq and is a predicted model, not a curated record. The transcript has 9 exons. The coding region runs from base 140 to 2281 and encodes 713 amino acids. Lineage: Eukaryota; Metazoa; Cnidaria; Anthozoa; Actiniaria; Aiptasiidae. Gene Ontology annotation, molecular function: creatine kinase activity. Gene Ontology annotation, biological process: phosphocreatine biosynthetic process.
GAUAGAUGUUGGGUAUGAUUAAGUUUACGCCGUACUCACUGGUUUGACCUCCGCGGCUUUGAAGGGUCGAGAACUUACUCGAAGGGUGGAACUUUGGAACAGAUCGUCACAUUAAGGCUUCUUUUCAAGACCUUCAAUCAUGGCAGAUCCAGAAGCAGCUGCAAAAUUCAGCUCAAAAAACGAGUUCCCUGAGCUUCUUAACGACCCAAAAUGCAAUCCCAAAAGCUUAGUGAAGAAGCACCUUUCUAAGAAAGUGUUUGAUUCACUCAAAGCCAAGAAAACUAAGCUUGGAGUCACACUCUGGGACUGCAUUAACUCUGGUGUUGUCAACCUUGACUCUGGUGUUGGUGUUUACUCAGGUGAUGAAGAGUGCUAUACUCUCUUUGGACCUCUUUUCAAUGACGUCAUCGAGGACUACCACGCUCCUUACAAGCUCCAAAAGGGGCAUACCUCUGAUAUGAACCCCGAAAAGGUCAACGCCCCAGAUCUCGACCCUUCAAAUGUCUACAUCCGCUCAACAAGGAUACGCGUGGCACGUAAUCUUAAGGGAUACGCCCUCACCCCUGGCUUGGGCAAAGAUGCACGUGUUGAGCUUGAGAARAAAAUUGUGAAAGUUUUAACGUCUUUGACUGGUGACUUGGCAGGAACGUACUAUCCUCUUACUGGCAUGGACGAGAAGACGAGRCAGCAGCUUGUUGACGACCACUUCCUCUUUAAGAAAGGUGAUCGCUUCCUCGAAGCAGCUGGGGUAAACAAGGAGUGGCCAGAAGGGCGUGGCAUCUUCCACAACAAUGACAAGACCUUCUUAGUGUGGGUGAACGAGGAAGACCACCUGAGAAUUAUCAGUAUGGAGAAGGGUAGCGAUAUUGGCUCAGUAUUCAAUCGCUUGUGCCGUGCUGUAAACGAGAUUGACAAGCAGCUUGGCUUCCAGCACACGAAGCAGCAUGGGUACCUCACCUCAUGCCCUUCMAACCUUGGUACGGGCAUGCGUGCUAGUGUUCACGUUAAGAUACCUCGCGCCAAAGGAAACCCAGAUUUUGACAAYAUMUGUGAGAAGUAUCAUAUACARGCUCGGGGAAUUCACGGCGAGCACUCGGAAUCCACCGGAGAAGAUGCGGGUGUCUACGACAUUAGUAAUCGUAGAAGACUCGGAUUGUCCGAAGUUGAAUGUGUACAGGACAUGUACAAUGGCGUWAAAAGCUUAAUGGAGAUUGAGAAAGCAGCUGUUGAAAAGGAGCGCUCAGUCUUCCCAGAAGUCCUGAAAAGUGAUGAUGUGAAAUCCCUUCUCAAGAAACAUCUUUCUCAAGAAAUCUUUGAUUCUUUGAAGACCAAGAAAACAGCAAAGGGCUUCUCCAUUUAUGACUGCAUCAACUCCGGUGUAAAGAACCUUGAUUCCUCCGUUGGUGUGUACGCUGGAGACGAGGAGUGCUACAGCCUCUUCUCUCCCCUCUUUAACAUAAUUAUUGAGGAUUAUCAUUCCCCAUACAAGCUUACUGACAAACACACAUCCGAUAUGAACCCGGAAAAGGUAAAAGCACCYAAUCUUGAUCCUAAAGGCAAUUUCAUUCGGUCGACUAGGAUUCGUGUUGCAAGGAAUUUGAAGGGCUACUCCUUGACUCCUGGUCUUUCAAGAAAUGAACGAAUAGACAUCGAAAAGAAGGUAACUGGGGUUCUCUGUUCCCUAACUGGUGAUCUUGCAGGAAAAUAUUAUCCACUGACAGGAAUGGACGAACAGACAAGGCAAAAGCUUGUCGAUGAUCACUUCUUGUUCAAAAAGGGCGAUCGCUUCCUGGAAGCUGCAGGYGUGAACAAACUUUGGCCGGAAGGACGUGGUAUCUUUCACAACAACGACAAGACGUUCUUAGUCUGGAUCAACGAGGAAGACCAACUUAGGAUCAUUAGCAUGGAAAAAGGAAGCGAUAUUGGCUCGGUCUUCAACAGAUUGUGUAAAGCAGUCAACGAGAUUGACAAGCAACUUGGUUUUCAACACACUGAAUCCCAUGGAUACCUCUCUGGUUGUCCUACCAACCUUGGAACGGGAAUGAGAGCCAGUGUYCACGUUAAAAUCCCAAAGGCAAGCGAGCAUCCAGAUUUCCAAAAGAUCUGUGAYCAGUUUCACAUUCAAGCCCGAGGUAUCCAUGGUGAACACUCGGUGUCUACUGGUGAAGAUGCAGGCGUGUUUGACAUCAGUAACCGUCGUCGUCUUGGUCUGUCUGAAGUACARUGUGUACAAGACAUGUACAAUGGAGUCAAGAAGCUUUUGGAAAUAGAGCAGGCUUAAGAACGAUUGACGAGAAUUAUAAAAAGAGCAUAGCCCUACAUGAUGAAGCAUUUUCAAUGAAUGAGUCUUGGAGUGAAUCACCAAAGAAAAUGUAAUGGAACAUUUUUGAUAAACCAUGUAGUUAGUUUUCUAUUGUCUAGCAUUUUUGUUUACGUGUCUAGAAGGAAAAUGUCUUUAGAAUAGGCCAGAGUACCUAUUACAUCAAAUUGUCUGAUUUGGACUUUUUUUAGAACCCAAUGAGGAUUAAUAAAUGACGACUUUYACAUGAA